AUGUGCUCCGUCCUGCAGGUGAUCACAGAUCUGGAGGAGCAGCUGACGGCGCUGACGCAGGAUAACGCCGAGCUGAACCGGCAGAACUUCUACCUCUCCAAGCAGCUGGACGAGGCUUCAGACGAGCGGGAGGACCGGCUGCACCUCGGCCAGGACGUGGACCGGCUGAGGAGGGAGGUGGCCGACCGCGAGAUGCACCUCAACAACCAGAAACAGAACCUAGGUGACCCUGAAGACCACCUGCACGACUGCUGGAGGAGCAGGUGCUGGAGGCUGGAGACCCUGAACGACGAGCUGCUGGAGAAGGAGAGGCAGUGGGAAGCCUGGAGGUCGACUCUGGAGGACGAGAAGAACCAGGCGGAGAGGAGAACCAGAGACAUCCAGAGAAUGCUGGACACUGAGAAACAGAACAGGUUACUCACGUCCACUAUUAAUGACAUUUAUAGACUACAUUUAAUUUAA
This is a messenger RNA of Notothenia coriiceps (black rockcod), 462 nucleotides long. Its product is annotated as citron Rho-interacting kinase-like. Lineage: Eukaryota; Metazoa; Chordata; Actinopteri; Perciformes; Nototheniidae. The record is from RefSeq and is a predicted model, not a curated record. The transcript has 2 exons. Bases 1 to 462 code for a protein of 153 amino acids.